UCGGUGAGUGUGAUUGGGUGUUAAAUUGUGACGUCAGCCAGCUAAAAUAUCAACAAUCGUUACCCCCUUUCGAAUUAACCAUAGAAUUAACCUGUAUUACAAAACUACCUUGGUAUUACUGUACUGACGUAUUUAUGAUAGAAGUGAAUAGGAAUUACUUCGUUAAUUCAUACGAUUUCCUUUAAUACGGUUUACUCUGUGCGACGAGUGUAACGUGACGCUAUAUUUGAAAUGUUUGAUUCCUUUGGAUUGAACAAAAUGCAGCUAAUUCGUAUAUAGACGAACGCAUGUAGCAGCUUCUAGCUUGAAACGAAGCUCCGGUGGUGCUGUUAAAAAAGCCGGAUAUAUUUUCUUAAAUUCUUUUUUACUUUUAUUGAGAUUCCUUUAUGAUAUAUUAUUAGAGUAAUCAUCGUUAUAUCGCUGCUAAUCGUAUUGACGUCAUGGAACGAGAAGGCGGUAUCAGUGAUUCGGAAGAGGAACUGAAUAAAUCAGGCACACAACUUGUCGAAAAUCAGACAGGACCUCAGUCUCCUAUGGAACACGAUCGUUCUCCAUCUGCCAAUUCAAAGAGAUCAAUAAGUCCCAAUGAUUCAAUUAGAAGUAGAUCAAGAUCAAAUUCUGGCAGUCGAAGGAGUUCUCCUGCAAGGUCGAAUGCAGCUUCCCCAGCACAUACACAGAAUCAACCAGAUUCACCAUCUUCCCCUAGGUCCAAUCCAGAAUCAAGGAAAUCACGUUCUCGAUCUGUAUCGCGAUCUCCUUCUCGUGAUGGGUCUGCUCCACCUAUGGACCGAAAAUCAAGAUCCAGAUCACCAUCAGAGCCCAGAAAAAGCCGUUCUAGAUCACGGUCACCAUCACCUUCAUCACAGCAUUCUCAUAAAGCACGCUCCAGGUCCAGAUCUAAGAGUGGUUCACCAAACAAUUCCAGAAAAGGCUCACCCGUCACCUCAAGAAAUAAUUCACGUUCGCGAUCAAGAUCGAUUUCCUCAACGAGAGCUCGAUCGUUAUCAAAAUCAGAUUCACACAGAGGAAGAUCAAGAUCACAAUCUAAUUCCAGGCCCAAUUCACCGAAAGCUUCAGCAUCGCGAUCUAACUCAUCGCCAACUUCACCAAAAGUUCCAAGAUCACGUUCAGGAUCGGCAUCUCCUACACCAAGAAUUAAAUCUCGCUCACGAUCUGGUUCUAGGAAAUCAUCAAGAUCUAGAUCAAGAUCUAAUUCAGGAGAUAGAAAAGCAACAUUGGAAGUUGGACCUAGAUCACCGUCUGGUUCACGAAAAUCGUAUUCCCCAACAGGAUCACGAAACAAUUCACCAGGUUCAAGAAAAUCACGGUCACGAUCACGAUCAAGGUCAAAAUCGAAAUCAGGUUCCCCGUUUGGUUCCAGGCCCAAUUCACCAUCCGAUAGAAAAAGAAAUUUAAAAUCACGAUCUAGGUCUGGUUCUGGAUCAAGGAAAGGAUCACCAUCGGUACUAGAGAAAGCUCGUUCAAGAUCACCGUCACAAGAUAGAAAAGCUAUGUCACGCUCAAGAUCUAGAUCGAUGUCAGGUUCACGAAAAGGCUCACGAUCUAGAUCGCGAUCCGCGUCAAGAAGAUCAAGAUCCAGAUCGAGAUCAGGCUCCAGAAAAUCAGUGUCAAGAUCUAGAUCAAGGUCACGCUCAAAAUCUGUUUCACCAAAGCGAUCAAGAUCACGAUCACGAUCACGAUCACGUUCAGGCUCACGAAAAAGUUUUCGCUCCGGAUCGGGAGCUAGUUCUAGAAAAGCUGCUUCAAGAUCUCGUUCACGAUCAAGUUCCCGAAAAUCAAGAUCUAGAUCACGUUCUGGCUCAAGAAGAUCCCAAUCAAGAUCGCGUUCUCGAUCACGUUCACAUUCACGGUCCAGAUCGCGUUCCCGUUCAAGAUCAAAGUCUAGGUCGCGAUCACGAUCAGGAUCUAGAUCAAGAGCUGGUUCUAAAGCUAGAUCCCAUAGAUCAAGAAGCUAUAGUCGAGAAUCCGAUGCUCCUAUCGAGCAAAAAGGCAGUCGCAUAUUAUCAGAUUCCGAAGGUGAAAACAGCGAAGUACGAGCUUCCAAGAAGCUUAAGCGCGGCUUGUCAGAUUCAGAAGAGGAAGAUGAAAAUGGUGAGUCUCCGAAGAAGAGAAAGGGUUCUCAAGAACCCGAAGAACCCCAAGCUGAGGAGGGAGACACAGAGGAAGGCAGUAAACCAGCAGAGAAUGAAGCACCUACUGGAGUACAGGAUGAAGACGAUUCGGACGAUGGUAUUCCUGGUGGCAUGGAGAGCAACAGAUAUGUUCUUUUCCUUUUGUACAGGGACAAUUCUAUGUCUGAUUUUGAUCGUAUGCUUGCUCGUAAGAAGGAUGAACAAACUCGUCGUCGAAAGCGCAGAGACAUCGAUAUUAUUAAUGACAAUGAUGACAUAAUUGCACAGUUAUUAUCCGACAUGAAAGGUGCAUCGGAGGAAGACAGGAAGUUAAAUCAACAAAAUAAACCGGCUACAAACAAAAUAGCCAUGUUACCAAAAGUACUUUCGCAGUUAAAGAAGCAUGACUUACAGCUAGCAUUUUUGGAGCACAAUGUAUUAGCCAUACUUACUGAUUGGUUGGCACCGAUGCCUGAUCGAUCAUUACCUUCAAUGAAAAUCAGAGACAGUCUUCUAAAGUUACUUUGGGAGUUUCCAAGGAUCGAUCAGUCCUCCUUGAAACAAUCUGGGAUUGGUAAAGCUGUUAUGUAUCUUUACAAACAUCCUAAGGAAACCAAAGAGAACAAGGAACGUGCUGGAAAAUUAAUAAACGAGUGGGCACGACCGAUUUUCAAUCUUUCCGCCGAUUUCAAGGCUAUGACCAAGGAGGAAAGAAUGCAGAGAGAUCUUGAACAAACACCACAAAAGAGAAGAAAGGUCGACGAGGGCAGUUCUUCUCAGAAAUCACAAGACAUUAAUAAAGCACUGAAAGGAGACGCCAAAUUAUUGAGACCAGGUGACCCUGGUUGGGUUGGUCGUGCCAGAGUCCCUAUUCCAUCUAAUAAGGAUUACGUGAUACGACCAGAUUGGAAAUCUGAUAUUGAUAUUAGCAGAAGCACUAAGAAGCAGAUGAAUCGAUUUGAGCGGCACAUGAAAAAUUAUAUCGAUAACAAGAGGAUAAAGUCUACUAGACGAGCAGUUGAUAUAUCCAUUGAAGGCAGAAAAAUGUCCUUAUAAUGAAUAUAUUCAAGUAAUGUUGCGUUACACGCUAUAAUCAUUUUAGCAAUGAGAAACAAUGUAAAAUAUACGUGAAUGUUUAUUGUGGGGCGAUUGUUCAAUUCUUCUAGAAAGAAAAUAAUUCCAUUUUUACUUAUAAGUUAUAAAAUAUAUCGAAGGUGCAGUUCUUUCGAGAAACCUGAAAGCACCAAGUGUUCGUAUAUCAUCACAAUAUGCCAUUUACAAAUUAUUGCCAUUGGAUAAAUCUUUAAUUUCGAAUUUUUAUCAACAAUUUGUUCUGACCCAAAUCAAAUACUUUGUGUUUUCGUGCUCGUACCGAUCGUUGCAUUUUAAUUUGAAGAUGAAAUCCAUACCCUGGAAGUACAUUUUCCACAAAAUUAUAUGUUCUUUUAGUUAAAAUGUUUCAACUUGGUUUAAUUGUGAUACUCGCGAAAAGAUGUAGCGUAUAGUUGAGGAUUUAACAUGACGAAUUGAAUAAUUGUUACGAUCAAGCAAAAUAAAAUGCUUUCGUAAGACUUCAAAUAAAUGACCAUUCUUGCAAAUUUUAUAGCUGCCAAUUAUUGCAAAUAUAAAAUAAUUCAGCUGAACAAUAUUGCUUCUACUCAUUACUUUUAAACACCAUCGUUCAGAACAUGUGACAAUAUGGCGUCCAUUCCCUACUUAAAAAAAAAAUAAAUAUACAAGUACAGUCGCAAAUUUCUAUAUUCAAAUUGCAAAAUAGAUUUGAUUUGAAAUUUGUAGGUGUUCAAUUCCGCAUAUUGAAGUAACUAUUACUGUUGACGCGACAUGUUCGAUGCGAUCAUCCUAAAAGGUUUGCAUCUCUCUACGUAUAUUUAUAGUCGUUAUACCUCGGGCAGUAAAGUAAUUGCUGAAAAAGGUGAGAGUCGAGGGAGACCGCCAUAUUGAAGUGAUACCGGAGCCAUUGUUGAUCGUUACUAUCAUAGGAGUCUUCGGUGGUGCUUACGUUUGGAAACCUCUCAUCGAAGAAUAUUGGAGUAAAAAUAAAGGCUUGGUUCAAGAGAAUUCAAAAUGAGGCGUCUUUGGAGGUAUCAUAGCAAUUUGUAUGUAGCUGGCACUGGAUUUGGUGUGUCAAUGUUCUCAAUGAUGUUCAUUUUUGGAUACAAAAUGUGCUUUGAAGCUCCGAUGCGCCUGAGAUUGACUAAAAGUGCAAUAAAUAAUGGAGAAGUUACUGGAUAUUAUGAAGCUCUACGUGAAGAACCACGACCAAAAAAUAGCUUAGCACUUCAUAUGAUUUAAAAUAUGAAAAAUGAAUGGGAUACAUUUCUUGAUUGUAGUAAAUUACUGAUGUACGAUAGGAUUAUGUAUUUGAAUGUACACAAGUUUGUUUGCUGUGUCAUCUUAAAAUGUGACACGGAUGAAUAAAUUUAUUACAACUAUUAUAACUAA
This is a messenger RNA of Cephus cinctus (wheat stem sawfly), 4595 nucleotides long. RefSeq names its product IWS1-like protein. Lineage: Eukaryota; Metazoa; Arthropoda; Insecta; Hymenoptera; Cephidae. The record is from RefSeq and is a predicted model, not a curated record. Gene Ontology annotation, cellular component: nucleus. Bases 441 to 3188 code for a protein of 915 amino acids. Gene Ontology annotation, biological process: poly(A)+ mRNA export from nucleus. The transcript has 12 exons.